AAUGGGGUAGGUGAUAUAGACAGAAUGGUUAUUUACUAUCCUUUUGGAAACUUUCGACAUGCCCAUCGCCUGAAACCGCAUUCCUACCUAUAUAUCUAGGGGCUUUAGGCUUGUCACAUUCCACUGGAUAUGGUAGGGAUUGUAGCUGAUAAAGAAGUAGUCGUGACGUACUAGUUAGCUAGUUAGAUGAACCGGCAACGCUUGGCGGCAAACAGUGCAAACAUCGUUGAUCCCGCGGGCUUCUAGCUUUCUCCGGAGUAUGGAGCAAUCUCAAGUUUUCGGAUUGUAAGCAAGGAAGACCCCCCAUCUACAUUUUCACGCAACAAGGUUUCGUACGAUCCAAACGGGUAUAAAAAGUGGCCAGAACAAAUUAGGGGGUUGUGCUAUACAGACAAUCAACAAUGCCUUCCGCAGGCCCGAAGAAUCUGUCCCUUCGGGGGCUCUACAAUUUUCAAUGCCCGCGGUCCCAGGUACAGGCGUAUAAUCAGUCACAUCUAACAUCGAUUCAUGCUUUGAAGCCCUCGGUAUCUCAUCGCUGCACUAGCCAUCAGCAACAACCGCUGGCCUCAUGCUUCGCUCUUCCUUCGCAAAGUCGGCGAAAUUCUUCCCAGCUAGCUCGCGCAAUCGGGCCGCGCCCUGGUACUGCAGCAGAGACCUAUGUCGCCUAUGGAAUGACACAAAAGCUAUUCGAGGCCUGCUCCAGACAAGCAGACUACAAGAUACCUCAGUUGUCUCAGAAAGGAGCUCAGGUUCCCAAGACAAGUGCCGGGGAAGACUUAGGAGUAGGUGAAGGAUGGUGGUAUGAAGAAUUGGGUCUCGUUCCUACUUUCUCAACAUGGUCGCAGGUUACAUUCCUGCACAUGUACUUGUUGACGGUCCGGUUGCGCGCGUUGCCGUCGCACGAUAGCCUUCAAACCUACUCACGCCAUUUGAUCGACCACUUCUCACAUAGUGCCGAGCAUCGCAUGGAUGUGCUUCACGGGUUGACGAGCCGCGGUAUACGCAAUAAGUUCCUCAAGGAUCUUUUUAUCCAAUGGCGCGGUGUUUUGGCAGCCUACGAUGAAGGCCUAAUCAAAGGAGAUGCAGUGCUGGGAGCUGCCGUUUGGAGAAACCUCUGGAAAGCGAGCCAUACUGCACCAGACGGUAAGGACUUGGAUUGGUCGAAGAUAGCUCAGGUCGUUGCGUAUAUGCGGCGAGUACUUUUCGAACUCUCUCAGGUGCACGAAGCGGACUUGGUCUUCCAACUAGACCGGCAAAGGAACGGGAAGCCAGGUAUUUUCUCUCAUUCCGAAGUCGAUCAAAAGAUGGUCGAUAGCAAGCGGUGAUAUUAUAAGCUCGAGUCUACCUAUCGGCGCUCUUUUGUUCGCCUUCUGUACGUAUAACUAUCAUGUCUACUGAUUAUAAUGUAACAUAUUGGGCUUGACCUUGCAUGAUUCCAUGUUUUGUGGA
Messenger RNA from Aspergillus vadensis CBS 113365, 1449 nucleotides. RefSeq lists its product as uncharacterized. Gene Ontology annotation, biological process: mitochondrial respiratory chain complex III assembly. Gene Ontology annotation, cellular component: mitochondrion. The coding region runs from base 402 to 1325 and encodes 307 amino acids. NCBI's taxonomy places the organism in Eukaryota, Fungi, Ascomycota, Eurotiomycetes, Eurotiales, Aspergillaceae. The transcript is spliced from 3 exons. The record is from RefSeq and is a predicted model, not a curated record.